Striga hermonthica is the source of this 369-nucleotide messenger RNA. Lineage: Eukaryota; Viridiplantae; Streptophyta; Magnoliopsida; Lamiales; Orobanchaceae. The record is from the annotation of a GenBank genome assembly.
AUGGGCAGGAAUUUCUUGCUCGCACUCCUCAUAUUUUCAUCUCUGUUCCUCAUUCCCCACGCGCGGGCAGGUAGAUCUGGCGCGGGGAUGUUGAUAUUUCGGCCUCGGGCUCUGCUCCGGGACCUGGAAUCGGAGACGAGCAUAGCGCGUCCGCCGACGGAGAGCGGUGGCGGCGAAGGCGAGGAGCGAGGAGGCGCGGCUGAAGCUCCGACGGUGUUGGACAGCAGUGAAUCGGAGAGGCACCACUCGGCGGACAGAUCGGUGGCCGGCGGCGGGGUGAUUAUCGGCGGCCUCGUCACUGCCGUUUUUGCUGCGGUUUAUUGUUACAUUCGGGUGACCAGAAAAAGGGCUGCCCCGAAUUUGGUCUGA